Physella acuta is the source of this 546-nucleotide messenger RNA. RefSeq lists its product as uncharacterized. NCBI's taxonomy places the organism in Eukaryota, Metazoa, Mollusca, Gastropoda, Physidae. The record is from RefSeq and is a predicted model, not a curated record.
UAUAUGAACAAAAACUUUAUAUCUAUACCAAAUCAAUAAACGUCAAAGUAGAUUUUUUUAAAUAUAUUCAAAAUUAAAAGGGCCAGUGUUAAUUCCGAGAGAUCUUCGUCCAACCCCACACCGCCACACCCACCUCAUCAAACCAACCACACAUCUACAGACACCCACCCCAGUCACCAUGGCGUACGGUGAAUGGGACCACGGCCUGUUCGGAUGCCUGAGCAACCCUUUUGUCUGCAUCAUGGCCUACCUUCUCCCGUGCUACGUCUUUGGUCAGCUCGCCUACAAAAACGACCGCUCCUGUCUCAAGUACGGCGUUCUGUUCUUCUGUCCAGUCGUAAACUGUGUUCUGCUGUACAAGUUCCGUAUGGCCACUGUGGCGAAGAAGGACAUCAAGACGACUUGCCUGCCGGAAGCGCUAAAGGUGGGACUAUGUACGUGCUGCGCUAUGGUGCAACAGGCCACAGAGGAAAUGGAGGACCCGAAGGCUAUGGAUAUGGGCCGCUCCUAGAGGGGGAGACUGGAAGUGUUUCUUUCAGGCAUUGC